Molecule: messenger RNA, 1267 nt
Organism: Lipotes vexillifer (Yangtze River dolphin)
Lineage: Eukaryota; Metazoa; Chordata; Mammalia; Artiodactyla; Lipotidae
Gene: UBXN6
Product: UBX domain protein 6
Exons: 9
Coding region: 71-1237 (388 amino acids)
Cellular component (GO): cytoplasm
Molecular function (GO): protein binding
Source: RefSeq, a predicted model, not a curated record
GGCCGCCAAAGAAAAGCCCAGCAAGCCGGCGCUCCGGCAGCCCCGCCAGGGACCUACCGAUGAGGCGCAGAUGGCGGCCGCGGCGGCCCUGGCCCGGCUCGAGCAGAAGCAGCCCAGGGCACGGGGCCCCACAUCACAGGAGUCCAUCCGGAGCCAGGUGAGAAAGGAACUUCAAGCUGAAGCGACUGUCAGUGGGAGCCCGGAGGCCCCAGGGACCAACCCGGUGCCCAAGCCCAAAGAGGAGGGUUCGACCCACCUGGCAGUGCCUGGAGUGUACUUCACCUGCCCCCUCACAGGGGCCAUCCUGAGGAAGGACCAGCGGGACGCCUGCAUCAGAGAGGCCAUUCUCUCGCACUUCUCCACCGACCCAGUGGCCGCCUCCAUCAUGAAGAUCCACACGUUCAACAAGGACCGGGACCGGGUGAAGCUGGGCGUGGACACCAUCGCCAGGUACCUGGACAACAUCCACCUGCAUCCCGACGAGGAGAAGUACCGGAAGAUCAAGCUUCAGAACAAGGUGUUCCAGGAGCGCAUUAACUGCCUGGAAGGGACCCACGAGUUUUUUGAGGCCAUCGGCUUCCAGAAGGUGCUGCUUCCGAUCCCCGACCAGGAGGGCCCUGAGGAGUUCUACGUGCUGAGUGAGGCCGCCCUGGCCCAGCCCCAGAGCCUGGAGCAGCACAAGGAGCAGCUGCUGCGCGCUGAACCCGUGCGGGCCACACUGGCCCGCCAGCGCCGGGUCUUCCGGCCCUCGCCCCUGGCCUCCCAAUUCGACCUGCCUGCGGACUUCUUCAGCCUAACGGCGGAGGAGCUCAAGCGAGAGCAGCGGCUGCGGUCAGAGGCCGUGGAGCGGCUGAGCGUGCUGCGGACCAAGGCAAUGCGCGAGCGGGAGGAGCAGAGGGAGAUGCGCAAGUACACCUACACGCUGCUGCGCGUGCGCUUCCCCGACGGCUGCCUCCUCCAGGGGACCUUCUAUGCCCGGGAGCGGGUGGCAGCACUGUACGCGUUUGUCCGGGAGGCCUUGCUGAUCGACUGGCUGCCUUUUGAGCUGCUGGCCUUAGGAGGGCAGAAGUUGUUGGAGGACGAGAACCUGGCCUUCAAUGAGUGUGGGCUGGUGCCCUCGGCGCUCCUGACCUUCUCAUGGGAUGCAGCCGUGCUAGCAGACAUCAGGGCUGCGGGGGCCCAGCCAGACUCAUCUGUCCUGAAACCCGAGCUCCUGUCGGCCAUCAAGAAGCUCUAAUGAAAUAAAAGCAGGGCUGGCUUCAGCCCC